Molecule: messenger RNA, 735 nt
Organism: Vigna umbellata (rice bean)
Lineage: Eukaryota; Viridiplantae; Streptophyta; Magnoliopsida; Fabales; Fabaceae
Product: CASP-like protein 1B1
Source: RefSeq, a predicted model, not a curated record
AUGGCCUCAGAAAAUGCAGAAAAACUAGACAUCAGUUUCAACACUGCGUCUGAUACAAAACAACAGAAGAAGGAAUGGAUCAAUUUGUCCCUUAGGGCUCUCUCAUUCUUUGCCACAGCAUCUGCUACAUUCAUUAUGGCACUCAACAAACAAACCAAAAGCUUGGUAGUGGCCACCAUUGGCACAAACCCACUAACAAUCACUCUCACUGCUAAGUUUCUCCACACUCCAGCAUUCGUAUUCUUCGUGAUGGUGAAUGGAAUCGUCAGUCUCUAUAAUUUGGUGGUGAUAGCAGUGGAUAUAUUAGGACCACAAUAUGAUUACAAAGGACUUCGUCUUGGACUAACUGAAAUUUUAGACGUGAUGGCAGUGGCUCUGGCAGCAAGUGGAGAUGGUGCAGCAACUUUCAUGGCAGAAAUAGGAAGGAAUGGGAAUUCACAUGCAAAGUGGGAGAAGAUAUGUGACAAAUUCCAAGAAUACUGCAACAGAAGUAGUGUUGCCCUAGCUACCUCCUUCCUUGGCAUCAUUCUCCUCCUAAUUGUUACUGUCAUGUCUAUCACCAAACUCUUCAAGCUAAAUCGUAUUAGCAUCUCUUAAUCAAUGUAUCACUUCAUAAUAGUGUUAUUAUAUUCUGCUUUAUUUUCUUUAUUCACCUGUUUCAUCUCUGCCAUGUAUCUUGGACUUCUGUGAAAUUUUCUAAGUUUUGUAUAAGACUAGUGUUAUACUGAUAUAUAA